Molecule: messenger RNA, 1077 nt
Organism: Blumeria graminis f. sp. triticale
Lineage: Eukaryota; Fungi; Ascomycota; Leotiomycetes; Helotiales; Erysiphaceae
Source: the annotation of a GenBank genome assembly
AUGUAUCUCAAUAGACUACCCUCAAGAUCUAUUCCUAGUCGAUCAAUCAAUCAGAUAUCUCGUGCAGUAGCGAGUUCUCCUAAGACCCGGCUGGGAUUCCUUGGAUCGUAUCAAAAUAGUGUAAAAACUAAUCAGGUAAGAUGUUUACGCCCGUUUUCAUCAACAAUGCGGUCACGACUACGCGAUUACUUUCCAGAAGAGGAUCAUGAGCAUAUUAAGAAGACUGAGGCUGCUUGGCCACAUCCAAACUACCCUAAAGAGCAGAUGCUAACAAACAUAUCAUAUGCCCACCGGACCCCUAAGGACUUCUCAGAUCGCAUAGCCCUUUACUUAGUACGAUUCCUCCGCUUUAGCACUGAUCUUGCAACGGGAUAUAAGCACGACCCUGUCACCAUUAAGGAAAAUGGUGAAAAAGUUCUGACAAAGCCAUAUCGUAUGAGCGAGCGCAAGUGGCUUAUUCGAAUGGUAUUUCUUGAAUCAGUCGCAGGAGUUCCGGGUAUGGUAGCUGGAAUGCUAAGACAUUUACACUCACUUCGACGACUAAAGCGUGACAAUGGCUGGAUCGAAACUCUUCUCGAAGAAGCUUACAACGAACGAAUGCAUCUGCUGACUUUCCUCAAAAUGGCAAAGCCAGGCUGGUUCAUGAAAUUUAUGAUAAUAGGCGCACAAGGGGUCUUUUUCAAUAGCAUGUUCCUUUCAUACCUCAUUUCACCCCGUACAUGUCACCGAUUCGUCGCAUAUCUCGAAGAAGAGGCUGUUCUCACCUAUUCUACUGCUAUUCAGGAUAUAGAAGCAGGAUUACUUCCCAAAUGGACCAACCCAGAAUUUCGGAUUCCUGAUCUUGCAGUUAACUACUGGAAGAUACCUGAAGGAAAUCGGACGAUGCGCGACCUGUUGCUCUACAUUCGCGCUGAUGAGGCUAAGCAUCGGGAGGUUAACCACACCUUAGGUAACCUUGAUCAAAACGAGGACCCAAAUCCAUUUGUUAGCGAAUAUAAGGACAAGGCCGCGCCACACCCAAGCAAGGGUAUUGAGCACAUCCGACCAACGGGUUGGGAACGUAAUGAGAUUAUUUGA